AGACUGAAAUACUGAUAGCUGUAGGUCCCUUUAACUCGACUCACAAGUAACUCGUGGUCGGUUCUGUCCCGCAUUCUGGCAGUUGAAUCACUAACGGACCAGAUCGAGCACGAAUUUAUUAGCCUCACCUCUUCGGCUUGAUAACUUCUUACAUAUCCGACUAUUUAAAAGUGAAUUUUGCAAACUCGGUAGCUAGCGAUCGAGGUCGCCCUCAGAGGCAUUGUUUCCAUGUUUGGCAGGUACCUGGGACAAAGCUAGUAGCCACACCGCGAGAGGACAGUUUAUCCAAGUUUAUUAGAAAUAUUAACUGUAACAGUCAAAACAGAUUAACAGAAGGUGAUAGCUGUGAAUUAUCGAGAUGACAGAGGAACUUGAGGAAAUUCUCUUAAGGCUGACACAGCCUGACAAUGCGGUUAUCCACCAGGCCACAGCCCAGCUGAAACAGGCUUUCGAGGACCCAGCUAUUAUACCAGCCCUGUGUGAUGUCAUGGGUGGCUCCCGAAACCCCCAGAUCCGUCAGUCAGCUGCAGUGAUGCUGAGGUUGAGAGUGAAGAAACACUGGAAGAAGAUUAGCCCUAAUGACAGAGAGAGCCUUAAGGUGGUGGUGUUGCAGGCCUUCAUGCGAGAAACAGAGCACACAGUGCAGCACUCGCUCUCCCAGCUGUGCGCAGUGAUGGUUAAACAUGAGACACCAGAACGCUGGCCUGCCCUGCUGCAGCUCCUCAAUCAGUCCACCAAGAGCAGCAACCCUCAUGACAGACAGGUUGGACUUCUGCUGCUGAAUAAGGUGAUGGAUUCCAACCCUGAGCCUUUCAAGCCUCACUACUGCCAGCUGCUGCAGCUUUUUAGUGCUGUACUGCAGGACCACAACAACCCAACAGCCCUGUACUACUGCAUCCUCACCCUCACAGCCAUAACUGCAUACACUGGUUCAGAAGAGAUGAACCAGAUGCGUUCUAUCAUCCCAAGUCUGAUUGUUGCUCUGAAACACCUCAUCCAGGCAGAUCAGGACCAAGCCGGUGAGGCCAUGGAGGUGUUUAAUGAGCUCAUGGAUAGUGAGGUGUCCAUCAUCAUCUCUCAUGUUUCUGACAUUGUCCACUUCUGUUUGGAGGUGGGCAGUGACACCACACUGAAUGACUCUGUGCGGGUGAAAGCUUUCUCUUGCAUCGCCUUCCUCAUCAAGUUGAAGAGCAAGACUGUGCUGAAGCAGAAGCUGCUGAACCCCAUCCUGCAGGCCAUUUUCCCGGUACUUAUUGCAGCUCCCCCACCCGGUGAGCAGGAUCCAGAGGACGACGAGGAUGACAGUGGGGAUGGCACAGACAAUGAAAAUCCCAAACACUGUGCUGCACAGAUUAUUGACACUAUGGCACUCCAUAUGCCUCCAGAGAAACUGUUCCAACAACUGAUGCCCCUCACUCAGGCCUGCCUUACCAGUGAAAACCCCUAUCAGAGGAAGGGGGGUCUUUUGUGUCUUGCUGUGCUGGCUGAAGGAUGUGCCGACCACAUACGCACCAAGUAUGUUCAAAUGUUCUUAAUUAGGGUCGAAUACUUGAAUACGAAUAAUUUGUCUGUUUUUCACUCCGUUACCAUCUCUGCUUUCUAGCCUGAAGUGAGUAAGUACUGUGCAGAGUUGAUGCCUUUGCUGUUGGGAUACCUUUCAUCCUUGAAUCAUGCCAAGGUUGGCCACGUCACCAAGGCCUUUUAUGCCCUAGAGAACUUCAUGGAGAACCUAGGAUCAGAUAUUGAGCCCUACCUGCCCACCCUGAUGGACACUAUGUUGUCUACCCUCAACAACACUGAAAACCUCAAGAUAAAAGAGCUUGCUGUGUCUGCUAUAGGUGCCAUAGCCAAUGCUGCCAAAGAGUUGCUGGUUCCCUACUUCCCUCCAGUUAUUGAAGGUCUUAAGGGCUUCUUGGGCACUACCACAGAGGAAAUGAGGUCUCUACAAACUCAGUCCUUGGAUACCCUCUCUGUGCUGGCCCGUACCAUUGGCAAAGAUGCCUUCAGUCCUCUUGCUGCAGAGUGUGUUCAGCUGGGCCUCAACCUUACUGACACCAUUGAUGACCCUGACCUGAGACGCUGCACAUACAGUCUAUAUUCUGCAGUAUCCACGGUCAGCCCUGACUGCCUGACUCCUCACCUCACUGCCAUUACAACAGUCAUGCUUCUCGCCCUAAAGUCUAAUGAAGGCAUCACGGCACAUCUUGAGGAGGACAAGACAUUUAUCCUGCUGGAUGAUGACGAUGAGCAUGACAAAGAUGAAGUAAAAGAUGUAGAUGAUUUUCUGGAAGAUGAGACUGAGACAGAUGUCCACAAUGUUGCAGGAUUCAGUGUUGAGAAUGCCUACAUUGAUGAGAAGGAGGAUGCCUGUGAUGCACUGGGAGAGAUAGCCUUCAACACAGGUGCUGCCUUUCAUGCCUUCCUGGAGUCCAGCUUCCAGCAGGUUUACGAGAUGAGAGAUUUUCCCCAUGAGGGCGUCCGCAGGGCAGCAUUUGGAGCCAUGGGCCAGUUUUGUCAAGCUCAGCACAAAGGGUGGAAGGAGAGUCCCACUGAGGCCAACCACCAGGCCCUACUAAAGUUGCUGGACAUGGUGCUUCCUUGCUUGGUUGAGACAGUUCGGACAGAGCAUGAGCGCCAGGUUGUGAUGGCUGUCCUGGAAACCAUGAACAAUGUCAUCAAGUCCUGCAAGGAGGAGGUUUUCAAAAAUCCUUUACACCUUAAGGAGAUCAGCUAUGUCAUCCGUGAUGUGCUCAAGAAGAAGACUGUUUGUCAGGAUGGUGGUGGUGAUGAAGUGGAUGAUGAAGACCAACAGGCGGAGUAUGAUGCCAUGCUUCAGGAGUUUGCUGGGGAGGGAAUCCCCCUGCUGGCCUCUUCUGUCCCUGCAGACAACUUUGCCCCUUUCCUCAAUGACCUGCUGCCUCUCAUCAUGAGCAAAGCUAAAUCCUCAUGCUCAGUGGCAGACCGCUCCUUCUCUGUGGGUACUAUUGGAGAAAUCCUGCAGGCCCUUGUGAAUGUAUCAGGGGGCAGAGGAGUGGCAGGCCAACUAUCCAAUCGGUUGCUUCCUGUGCUGGUAGCUGGAGUGAAGGACAGUGAUCCUGAGGUUCGCAACAAUAGUGUGUUUGGACUGGGAUGUCUGGCUCAGGCAGCUGGACCCAUCGUUGUAUCAGACUAUCCCAUGAUGCUGUCUGUGUUUUCCAACCUGAUGGCCAAAGAGUCAGACCUCAGGGUGAUUGACAACCUGUGUGCUGCCCUUUGCAGGAUGAUCAUGAGUAAUAAGGAUACUGUCCCUCUGGAGCAGGUUGUGCCUGCUCUGGUAGCUCGUCUUCCCCUUAAAGAGGACUUGGAGGAGAACAAGACAGUGUUCAGUUGCCUGGCUAUGCUCUACACACACAGUCCUGCUCUGAUUGUGAAGCUAAUGAAGCCUAUAGUUGCCGCCUCCAGUCAUGUGCUGGGCACCAAGAACGUUGAUAAAGAAACCCAAAACAGUGUGGCCAUGCUGAUGAAAGAAUUUGCCCAGCACCACUCAGCAGACUUCCAAUCAGCUGUGAUCUCACUUGCUGGAGAGCAGCAGGUCAAACUCAGUGUGGCCAUCUCUGCCUUGUAGCCCUAACCCAUCCAUCAACUCGUAUGUGAAAGCCAGCCAGAACAAUUAAUUUUAAUACUGUAGGUAGAAAAUGGGACUGUUAUUGGUAAUGGUCCCGUAAAAUGAUCUCAAUACAGCACCUCAACUAUCUACUCUAGUUAUUAUUACAUUUAGUAGAUCUGCUUCUGAGUAUUAACUAUUAAUUUAUUUGCUUAUGCCCAUGCUAUUUUGAAGUUUUAUUAUUUUAAGAGUUCCGGUUUACCAUCCUAUGUUGUUUCCAUUGUUUUCCUGUUGUUCCUGUAAAUUGCUACUGUCCCCAUUUUGCCACUGUCUACACAGACUUUUGGUUUUGCUAUCCAAAUGUGAGGCAAUGAAUUUGAUCACCUAAUAGUUAAAUUUAAAGUUAUAUUUCAUUCUGGUCUCCCAGUGUAAGUCAGUGUACAUUAAAUUUAAGAGCCACAUGCAUCCUGUACUUGUUCUGCCUUACUCAGAGAUUCAUCUGCUGCUAUGUACUUUCUUUACCCUUGCUACACAGUUAAUGGUCAGCAACUCAACUGGUGACCAUAUGCAGCAGAACUUGGUCCUGUAAGUGUGUUUUUUAGUAUAAAAUUAUUCAAUGGUAUCCUACAACACAUUUGAGAAGUGCAAGAGAUUUUUACAAAUGGUACAAAUAUUUUAACAUGAUCAUGCAAUGCUGACAAAUUACAUCAUGCAGUUGAUGCUAAGCCAUUCAUCCUUGCCAUGAUGUAAAAAGAGAAAGUGACGCCACUUUGAAUCCUCUAAAUAAAUGCAAACUAGCCUUUUGGAAUCAAAA
Messenger RNA from Xiphias gladius (swordfish), 4397 nucleotides. It is a transcript of the gene ipo4, whose product is annotated as importin 4. The record is from RefSeq and is a predicted model, not a curated record. Gene Ontology annotation, biological process: protein import into nucleus. Gene Ontology annotation, cellular component: nucleus; cytoplasm. Gene Ontology annotation, molecular function: small GTPase binding; nuclear import signal receptor activity. The transcript has 29 exons. NCBI's taxonomy places the organism in Eukaryota, Metazoa, Chordata, Actinopteri, Istiophoriformes, Xiphiidae.